This is a messenger RNA of Pyricularia pennisetigena, 882 nucleotides long. RefSeq lists its product as uncharacterized. The record is from RefSeq and is a predicted model, not a curated record. The transcript has a single exon. NCBI's taxonomy places the organism in Eukaryota, Fungi, Ascomycota, Sordariomycetes, Magnaporthales, Pyriculariaceae. The coding region runs from base 1 to 882 and encodes 293 amino acids.
AUGGCCAAUGGCAACGACAGCCAGCCUUUUCUUCCCAAAUACAGGGACAGGGACGACGAGGCCAACCGCACCAACAGCGAAGACUCUUCGCGCCCACAGUUCACAUCAGACAAGAGCCCAUCGAGGCGGCGAUGGAACCGCCUGUCUCCAUACAUCUCUCACACCCUGGUCUUUAUCCUCACCUCACUCUUGUGGAUCUUUUUGAUCCCGAACCCACGGCUAGCGAAGGCGGCACAGCAGUGCUCGGCCUCACAAACCUCGCCAUCGGCAUCGACACCGACAUCAACACCCACCAUGGUCGGCACGCCUAAGCACUCGCCCGUCAUGGCCAGCCACGACCACGGCGGCGGGCACUCCCUGGCCGACCAGCUGGCGGCGCCUCUACCUGGCGGCAGCCGCGGGGCGACGCACAACAUCACGUCGGCGGCGACGCUGAUCAAGUGCGGCGGGUCGACCGAGGAGGCCAAGGCCAACGGGUGCCACUACGACAUCCUGCUCAACCACUGGGUGCCGGAGCAGUGCCGCGACCAGGAGUGGGUGGACGAGUACAAGGAGGACGAGACGUGGACGGGCUUCGCCGACGAGGCGCGCACGCAGCGCAUCCAGGGCGUCGACGCCAUGAGCAACCGCGACCACUACUUCACCAGCACCCGCGACCACGUCAACCACUGCGUCCAGCUGUGGAGGAAGCAGUUCCUGAUGCUGUACGAGGAGCGCAACAUCGACACCAUCAGCGCCAGCUGGGGACACACGGAGCACUGCUCGCAGUUCCUGCUCGACGUGACCGACAAGUUUCAGGACUUUUACGACGAGCCUAUCCUGGUCCAGGUCGGUUGGGCUGGGUGCUACGUCAGAGAUAAUCACACGCAUGCUGGCAUGUGA